This is a messenger RNA of Medicago truncatula (barrel medic), 1350 nucleotides long. RefSeq names its product mitochondrial uncoupling protein 1. Gene Ontology annotation, biological process: transmembrane transport. Bases 137 to 1048 code for a protein of 303 amino acids. The record is from RefSeq and is a predicted model, not a curated record. NCBI's taxonomy places the organism in Eukaryota, Viridiplantae, Streptophyta, Magnoliopsida, Fabales, Fabaceae. The transcript is spliced from 9 exons.
AUAAUAAUUGACCAUUCCAAUUCCAAUUUCGAAAUACACAGCGAUCAAAGAAAAAGAAAAAAGAACAACCCAAAUUCUCAACUCUCAUUUCUCACACGCAACGCAACCUUUCGAUUCCUUCUUCAUUAUUGUUGCCAUGGUUGCAGAUUCCAAAUCCAACCUCUCAUUUGGUCCAACCUUCGCUAGCAGUGCUUUCUCCGCAUGUUUCGCUGAGGUUUGUACCAUACCUUUGGACACCGCCAAAGUUAGGCUUCAACUUCAAAAGCAAGCUGUAGCUGGUGAUGUAUCCUCCUUGCCUAAAUAUAAGGGUAUGCUGGGAACAGUUGGAACAAUUGCCAGGGAAGAAGGUCUUUCAGCACUCUGGAAGGGCAUUGUGCCAGGGCUACAUCGUCAAUGUUUGUAUGGAGGAUUAAGAAUUGGGUUGUAUGAGCCUGUUAAGACUUUCUACACGGGGAGUGACCAUGUUGGCGAUGUUCCACUGUCAAAGAAAAUUCUAGCUGCAUUUACGACAGGUGCUGUGGCAAUUAUGGUGGCAAAUCCAACUGAUCUUGUCAAAGUAAGACUUCAAGCAGAAGGAAAAUUACCUCCUGGUGUUCCCAGGCGCUACUCUGGAUCUUUGAAUGCUUAUUCGUCAAUCGUGAGACAGGAAGGAGUUCGAGCUCUAUGGACAGGGCUUGGUCCCAACAUAGCGAGAAAUGGUAUUAUCAACGCUGCUGAACUAGCUAGCUAUGAUCAAGUGAAACAGACUAUUUUGAAAAUUCCGGGAUUCACCGACAAUGUUGUAACUCAUCUCUUUGCUGGCCUUGGAGCAGGGUUUUUCGCUGUCUGUAUCGGCUCCCCGGUUGAUGUGGUCAAGUCGAGAAUGAUGGGAGAUUCUAGUUACAAAAGCACCCUUGAUUGCUUUGUCAAAACCUUAAAGAAUGAUGGACCUUUGGCGUUUUAUAAAGGGUUCCUCCCAAAUUUUGGACGGCUAGGAUCUUGGAACGUGAUUAUGUUUCUAACCCUAGAACAGGCUAAAAAGUUCGCCAAAAGUUUACAGUCGUCAUGAGCUCAAUCAAUUUCAUGGAGUGGUUUCUAUGGGGACAUUUUGCAAAUGCAAAUGCAGUUGAAAUUGUAGAAAAUAAAGUCCUUUCUUCAUUUUACUAACUAGGAUGUAGUCAAACAUUUUUUCAGAGGAGAAAAACAUGAAAGUUCAACAAAUGAAAAUAUUUCAUAGAUACUUCUAGCUUACAAUUGCAAUCUCUUUUGUAGGAUUGCAUGCUCUUUCAAUGUAAUAAUUCUCUUCAGAUUUUACUACGAACGUUCUUGGUCGACAUGAUAUGAGAUUCUUUUCAAGUUUGUUGUUGUCAA